Messenger RNA from Acaulospora colombiana, 225 nucleotides. Lineage: Eukaryota; Fungi; Glomeromycota; Glomeromycetes; Diversisporales; Acaulosporaceae. The record is from the annotation of a GenBank genome assembly.
ACUUGAUCGUGGCUCUGCAUGGAGCGCCAAGCCCCUGGGGAACGGGAGAACCUUGGACCAGGCUGAAAAGAGCGGAAGGAGAGCAGUGGUAACGAACGAGAGGAAGGAGAUCGCGAAGCGUGGGGACCGGGGGACUCGCAAUAUCGCCAUGCUUUAUAAAUCCAGGCUACGCAAAACCCUGCGGGCGCGGACGCCUGAUCCUGAGCUGCUGGGAGACAGGAGAGA